AUGUCAAGACCUGAACAGUUGGCUCCACCUGAAGUCUUCUACAAUGAUUCCGAAUCAUACAAAUAUACCACAUCUACACGUGUUCAGCAUAUUCAAGCCAAGAUGACACUUCGUGCUCUUGAGCUUUUAAAUUUGGAACCUGACACUCCACAUUUCUUAUUGGAUUUAGGAUGUGGUUCAGGUCUCAGUGGAGAGAUUCUUACUGAAGAAGGAUAUAAUUGGCUUGGAAUGGAUAUUUCCCCAUCGAUGCUUGCAACUGGAUUGGACAGAGAUUUGGAAGGUGAUUUAUUUUUGAGUGAUUUGGGAAAUGGUAUACCGUUCAGACCAGGUACUUUUGAUGCUGCUAUUUCUAUUUCGGCUAUUCAAUGGCUUUGUAACGCAGAUACUGCAAAUGUUGACCCAAAGAGACGUCUCAUGCGGUUCUUCAACACAUUAUACGCUUCUUUGAAGCGUGGUGGUAAAUUCGUUGCUCAAUUCUAUCCUAUGAAUGAUCAACAAAUUGAACAAAUUAUGGAUCUGGCCAAGGUCGCAGGGUUUGGCGGUGGUUUAGUGGUUGAUGAUCCAGAAUCUAAAAAGAACAAAAAGUACUACUUAGUUUUGACUGCAGGACAGAGUGAUCGACUGAUAAACUUGGCUGGGGCUGAAAUGGAAGUCACAGACUCCAAUAAGAAGGUGAACAAGAAGUUGAUGAGAAAGUUGGAAUCAAAGAAACAAUUUAUAAGCCGAAAGAAGGAUGUUAUGAGAAAACGAGGUAAAAGUGUUGCACUUGAUUCCAAAUUCACGGGGAGAAAGCGUAGACCACUUUCCUCAUUAGGUAAUCCUUUGAGAACGUUUUUUGCUCGUACCAACCUUCCUACAGUAUAUGAACCACUUCCUAAGAGAAGAAACGGUGAAAGUGCCCUUGAGUUUCUUCAGAAGGAGCUCUUGGAUAAAUACGAUCGUGUUGGUAAAAGAAGAGCCUUGGUUGACUCUAGAAAUGGGUUGCGUGCUGGAGAUGUGAUCAAGGUCACCUACGGAGAUCGUACCAGUGUUGUGGGGCAAGUUAUUGCCAUUAAAAGAGGUCAUAACAAUGUGGGUACUAAUAUUUUGGUUCGUAAUAAAUACCAAAAGAUAGGUGUUGAAGUCAGGGUACCUCUCUAUAACCCUAAUGUGAAAAACAUUGAAAUUGUGCAUAAACCUACCAAGUACAUGCCUCGUAACAAACACUACUAUAUUCGUAAUACAAAAGUUGAUGUUGGGGAUGUUGAACAGAUGGUCAAGCAAGAAUAUAAAAAGACUCAUGACUACUAG
This is a messenger RNA of Lizanozyma spartinae, 1290 nucleotides long. RefSeq names its product 18S rRNA (guanine1575-N7)-methyltransferase (gene BUD23). The coding region runs from base 1 to 1290 and encodes 429 amino acids. Gene Ontology annotation, biological process: rRNA (guanine-N7)-methylation; translation. Gene Ontology annotation, cellular component: ribosome; nucleolus. The record is from RefSeq and is a predicted model, not a curated record. Lineage: Eukaryota; Fungi; Ascomycota; Pichiomycetes; Serinales; Debaryomycetaceae. The transcript is spliced from 2 exons. Gene Ontology annotation, molecular function: rRNA (guanine) methyltransferase activity; structural constituent of ribosome.